UGGGAUCAUUGUGUUUGUAAACAAGUUCUGACGUUUCUCGCGUUCGCCGGAAAAUCGUUUUUCUCUGAAUUUUGUGAACUUUUUGAGGAAAAUCCAGCAAAAUAUGCUAGAUAUCAUCAUUAAAACAGCCAACAAAGAUGACUUCACGGAAGCCAUUUUUCUGCUUGUGGAUUUCAUCGUCGAAGUGCCGCGGUCCCAACACACCCGGGAAAGAUUGGCUACUUUGCUUGGACACCCGGUGGCCAGCGAGGAACUGAAGGCGCUUCUAAAGCACUUUGAAAAUCUCGUCCGCAAUUACUGUGUAGGAGAACUCGACGCUGAUCGCUUGCGGUCCCAUUUCACGAAUCUUGCCGCGGACCAGCAGGGCCGUCUGCUGGAGAUAGUGAACCUGCGGAAACCGGAAAUAGCACAGAAGCUCAUUGAUGAGGUAAAUAGGCGAGAGGGCGGGGUUCCAUUGGUGGAAUGGUUCGAUUGGAAUGUUAGCUGGGUGAUGGGAAGCAGUAGUUUGGCCUCGUUCCGCAAGCAACUGUGUACGGUUACGCUGGCGUGCCGGGAUGUUGAUUCGCGGUCCCGGACGGUGAGCUUCGAGAUGGACAAAGGCCAGGUGGAGGAAACCAUUCGUCAACUCGAACUGAUAGUAUGAUAAUAACAAUGGAUCGCCGAAUAUGUUGCUACUAUAACGCGAAAAUUGACACGGGGAAAAGAGCCAUUAAGAGGUUUUACAAUGCGUAAUCACCUUGUUCGUUCUAUAAAUUUAACUAAAUCUAUCGAAGCAGUCUAUAUUACUGUCAAAGUUUACUUUCAAAG
Anopheles darlingi is the source of this 807-nucleotide messenger RNA. RefSeq lists its product as uncharacterized. Lineage: Eukaryota; Metazoa; Arthropoda; Insecta; Diptera; Culicidae. The transcript has 2 exons. Bases 104 to 643 code for a protein of 179 amino acids. The record is from RefSeq and is a predicted model, not a curated record.